Molecule: messenger RNA, 1197 nt
Organism: Gastrolobium bilobum
Lineage: Eukaryota; Viridiplantae; Streptophyta; Magnoliopsida; Fabales; Fabaceae
Product: transcription factor MYB16-like
Exons: 3
Coding region: 1-1197 (398 amino acids)
Source: RefSeq, a predicted model, not a curated record
AUGGGACGAUCACCUUGCUGUGAGAAGGUGGGUUUAAAGAAAGGACCAUGGACUCCUGAGGAAGAUCAGAAGCUCUUGGCUUAUAUUGAAGAACAUGGUCAUGGAAGCUGGCGUGCUUUGCCAGCAAAAGCUGGACUUCAGAGGUGUGGUAAGAGCUGCAGAUUGAGAUGGACUAAUUAUCUAAGGCCUGAUAUUAAGAGAGGAAAGUUCAGUUUGCAAGAAGAACAAACCAUCAUUCAACUCCAUGCACUCUUAGGGAACAGGUGGUCAGCAAUAGCCACACAUUUGCCAAAGAGAACAGAUAAUGAGAUCAAGAACUAUUGGAAUACACAUCUUAAGAAAAGGUUAACCAAAAUGGGAAUUGACCCUGUGACACACAAGCCCAAAAAUGAUGCCCUUCUCUCUAGUGUAGGCCAUUCCAAAAGUGCUGCAAACCUUAGCCACAUGGCUCAGUGGGAGAGUGCUAGGCUCGAAGCAGAAGCAAGAUUGGUUAGGGAAUCAAAACUACGUUCACAUUCAUUGCAGAAUCAGCUUGGAAGUUCUGUCUUUCCACCAUCAUCUUCAUCUCCAGCACUUAACAAACAAGAUGCAAUGAAGGCUUGGAACAAUGGUGGAUGGUUAAAAUCUAAUGAGGGAAAUGGUGACCUUGAGUCUCCUACGUCUACACUAUCAACAUUCUCUGAGAACAAUGCGCCACCAAUUAUGAGUACUAGUAGUGGAAAUAUUGGAGAAAACACAGAGCUUAUGAUUGAGUUUGUGGGCACAUCAGGUUCUUCAGAGAGAGGGAUUGUGAAAGAAGAAGGUGAACAAGAGUGGAAAGGUUAUGAAAGCUCGACCCAUUUGCCAGAAUACAAAGAUGGUAUGGAAAAUUCACUGCCUUUUGAAUCUACCUUGCAUGAGUUGACAAUGAGCAUGGAAAGCACGUGGGGUUCUGAGUCUCUUAUUAGGACCAGUACUAGUGCACAUGUCCCUGUUGGAGAUCCAAUUGCUGAGGAGGGGUUCACUAAUCUUUUGCUGAAUACUAACUCCGAUGACCGGAGUUUUUCACCGGAGGAGGAGGGUGGUGGAGAGUCUAAUACUUGUGAUGGUAGUGGUAGUGGUACCAGUGGCAGUGACUUUUGUGAAGAUAACAAGAACUACUGGAACAGCAUUCUUAAUUUAGUGAAUUCUUCACCUUCUGAUUCACCCAUGUUCUGA